Messenger RNA from Colletes gigas, 3054 nucleotides. It is a transcript of the gene Pex6, whose product is annotated as peroxisome assembly factor 2. The transcript has 6 exons. NCBI's taxonomy places the organism in Eukaryota, Metazoa, Arthropoda, Insecta, Hymenoptera, Colletidae. Gene Ontology annotation, molecular function: ATP hydrolysis activity; ATP binding. Gene Ontology annotation, biological process: protein import into peroxisome matrix. The coding region runs from base 30 to 2441 and encodes 803 amino acids. The record is from RefSeq and is a predicted model, not a curated record. Gene Ontology annotation, cellular component: peroxisomal membrane; cytosol.
UUUAAUAGUCGCGUUUAAAAGUACACAGUAUGAAUUCUUUAUAUUUUUAUACGAACUUUUUACGAGAAUUAACGAGAAUGUUGAUGUAUUAUAAUUACAAGUACAUACUCUUUUAUACGUUUUUACAUUACGUACUUGUUAAACUGAAAGUACUGGUCACCACAACAUUUAAUUGGAGAAUAUUACCUGACAAUGUUUUCAAGAGUUUAGUAAAACAAUCCUCUAACGAGGAGGACUAUUAUGUGGACUGUAAUUCUUGUUUAUUGGCAAAUGUACAGUGUUUCGAAGUAUCUGUACCAACCUGGUUCUACGUAUGUUCUAAAGUAUCUUUAAGAAAGUAUAAACUGUUAGUUAUACCUUUAAACGAAAGAAACGAUACAAACAAAGUGUUUGUAUCUGAAGUUCUUAGGCAUAACAUAGAGAAUGCAUUACGGUGCACUGUUGACAAUUGUUUUUUACUGCCAAUUAAACACGAUGACGUUAACUUUGCCGUAGAAGCUAAAGUUUCUAUGGUAUCGAAUCCAUACGAAAACACGAACGAUGUUGUAAUCGCUCUGUUAGAAAAUUAUUUUCACGAGCCGAGAUUUUUAAGGAAAAACGAUUUAUUUGGUAUCGACGUGAAAGAGCACAUAUCGGAUCAUGCGUAUUUACAUAGCAACUCUUUAAUGUCUGUGAUAUAUUUUAAAGUUAACGCUAUUAAAGGUGUAAAUAAGAAUUGUACGGUCGGCGAUAGUUUUUACAUUUUACACGGAGAGACGACGCUUAUUCAGGAAUCAAAUGUACAUAGUUAUCUACCUCGGAAACAUUCUUAUUGCGAUACAACUGAAAAGAUGUUGAUAGAACCAUGUCCACCAAGUUUUGCGGAACCUUUGAAACAUUUAGAACGCUGCAUCUUACCAUUCGUAAAGUGUGAUAUUCAAUUACCCAUAAAGCCAAUAUUUCUUGUUAAGGGUUCGAAGGGUUCGAAUAAAUGCAACUUGGUUCAAACUGUAUCCGUAAAGAUGGGUUUGAAUUUUCUUUGUACAGACUUUGCGGAAGUGCAAGCCUUAACAUCAGUACAAACGGAAGCUAAGCUUCGUAUUGUGUUACACAAUGCCAAACAAUCUGCACCGUGUAUACUUUGCUUAAACAAUAUAGAGAUAUUUGGAAAGAAUUCGGAUGGCCAAAAGGACGAAAGAAUUAUAUCGACAUUUUCGAACGAAAUAUCCACACUGUACGACAAACGUUUAAAAUAUCCAAUUAUUAUUGUAGCUACUACGAACGAGUCUGAUAUACCGCCAGAAUUAAACAGAAUGUUUAUCGAAACAAUUCAUACGGAGCAUCUGGAUCACGAUAAAAGAACAGCCUUAAUCACAUGGCUGCUCGCAAAAAGAAAUUUGCAUCACGAUGCAAACUUAUCAAAAGUAUCUGGAAUGUGUUCAGAUUUUAGAUUCUCGGACCUCAAUGCUCUGAUACAUCACGCGAUAAAAUUUCAGUGCAAAUGUUGCGAUAAAGAUUUAAAAUCGUUAACAUUAUUACAAGAAGAUUUCGAUAAAGCUUAUGAAUAUAUGCAAUCUAUAUAUACAGACUCUAAGGGUGCACCACGUGUACCAAAAGUUUAUUGGGAAGACAUAGGUGGUUUGGCAGACUUGAAACACGAAAUCAUGCGUCGGAUUCAGUUGCCUUUGUUGAACGCUCUAGGAUUCGGUCAGUCUGGGCUGCUUUUAUAUGGACCACCUGGUACUGGAAAGACGCUUCUGGCUAAAGCUGUUGCGACGGAGUAUCAACUCCACUUCUUGUCCAUCAAGGGCCCUGAAAUAUUAAAUAUGUAUGUUGGUCAAAGCGAGAAGAACGUCAGGCAAGUGUUCGAGAGAGCAAGAGCCUCUGCUCCGUGCAUAAUAUUCUUCGACGAGCUGGACUCGUUGGCUCCAAAUCGUGGACGCAGCGGCGACAGCGGAGGAGUGAUGGAUCGUGUCGUAUCACAGUUGCUCGCUGAAAUGGAUGGUCUGGAUUGUUCCAGCAACAUCUUCAUCAUAGGCGCUACGAACAGGCCGGACCUCAUCGAUCGUGCUCUUCUCAGACCCGGUCGUUUUGACAAACUAUUGUACGUGGGAAUUCACUCCGAUCGUGACUCGCAACUUAGAGUACUGGAAGCGUUGACUCGUAAGUUCCAACUGCGCGAGAACGGGGAAGAAUUAUCGAAAUUGAUACAGGAGUUACCAGAUCACACAACCGGUGCUGAUCUAUACUCCGUCUGCUCCAACGCGUGGUUGAACGCUGCUCGUAGAGUUCUGAGCAAACACGAUCAAAUUGCUAUAUCCGAUCAAUCGGAGUCAAAUAACUCCAUCACCGUGGGAUCGGAGGAUUUCUCAAAAGCUGCCCGCGAGUUAAUUCCCUCUGUCAGCGAGGAAGAAGCUGAAAGAUACAGAAAAAUGCAGACGGAAUUGUCAUCGAUAUCGUAGCUUUGAACAUUUUAUCCGGUCAACGGUGUUUCUAUGAAAAUAUUAAGUCGAACGUCUUUUGAUCUUACAAACGACGUGUUGAUUUAUUUCGGGAAAUAUGUAAAACAAUUUUUACAACGAAUAGUUAAAUCAUGGAGGGUAUUUACGUUUCUACCCCUAGAUAUUGCACCGAGACGGUUACUCUUAUGCGCUAGUGUGCGGAUAAAGAACGAUAGCAGUGCCGAGACGUGUUCUCGAUGUCAUGGUCCUUGAUACAUGACAAUAUACAUCGAUCUGAAAUAUACAAUGUAGAAAAAUAGGACAGCUGAGUUCACCGAGUAAUACCUAUGCCAGACAUCAAAUUAAACGAAGGUUCAAGGUUUCCGUUAGUGGGUGCGAUAUUGCAAUUAGACAAUUAUUUCCAUGGAAAUUCAUAGUCGUUAAAAUAAAUAAAUGUUUAUUCCCUCCGAUAGUGGUGAUUCUGUAAGUUCAAACAACAAAUUGUACUUACAGUUUUCAUAUCUUACAAUCGCAACCCUGUGACUCCGUGCUCUGAUUCUGCAUACAGGGUGUUCGAUUAACCGUGGGAAAAAUUUUAACGGGGGUGUUCUAGAGGCCAAAAUAAGACGAAAAU